GGACAUUUUAUAUAUAAAACUUUGUUUAAAAUGUUACAAAUUAUAAAUAAAUUAACAAUUUAUAGGAGUAAUUGUCCAGGAGCGACAGCGUGACAUCAUGUCUUUAUGGAAAUAUGUCCUGGUGAGGCCCCUCCCUGCCCCGGUGACAUCAGCCGGAGCUCGGCUGCUUUCCUCCAGGAGCAACAUACACACACACACACACGCCCUCUUUCUCACACACACACAUCCAGCGUAGCCACCGGGAAAGCUCGAAGAGGACUGCGACUGCUCGGCUGUUACCGCUUUUCUUUUUGUCAUGGGAAAUAAAAACAAGAACUCCUCUCAGGCAGUGAGCCUGGGCAGCUGCUAACAUCCUUCACCCCUGAGGAUAAAAAGUGCACCAGAGCUGUUGAAGUUCCAGCAUUGUGCACGGUGAAGGGCCCCAUUAUGGCUGCCCAUCGGAUCAGAGCCUCCACCAACAACAACACUUCUCUCCCCCGCUGCAAAUCGGAGGGGACGCUCAUCGAUCUCAGUGAGGGCGUGUCAGAGGCCAGUCUGACUGAGGUCAAAGUGCCUUCUCCCAGUACCUUGCGAUUGGAUACCACUGCUUCCUUUGGUGCUGCCAGGGAAGUCAUUGCCAUAAAGGACUACUGCCCAUCCAGUUUCACCACUCUCAAAUUCUCUAAAGGCGACCAUCUCUAUGUUCUUGACUCAUCGGGUGGAGAGUGGUGGUAUGCCCACAACAACACAGAGAUGGGUUACAUCCCUGCAGCUUAUGUGGAACCCAUCAACUACAGAGACUCAUCCUUCAGCGACAGCGGGAUGAUCGAUAUGGUGGGAGACAGUAAUGAGGAGGGAGCCAAAGAAAUGGACCUGUUAGGAGAGUGGACAGGAAUGAUUCUUAAACCGACCACUUUUCAAAAUGGAAAUCCUUUUGCAACGACCCCGUCCUCGACAAACCCUUUUCUAAACGGAGGUCCUCAGAGUUCAUUUGAUCAGACAAUGAAAGAGAAAUCAGUUGACCUUCUUCUGUUUGAUACACUCUCUUCGUCUGGCCCCAAUUCUACCAGAAACACUGGAGACCAUGGUUUUAGCAGCAGUGUUUUCAACUUGAACCCUCUUAGUCCCACUGUGGGUGUGGGGCAAACAUUUCAGAGAGACAACCCGUUUUUUAGAAGCAAGCGUUCCUACAGUCUGUCUGAACUGUCUAUCCUUCAGGCUCAAACAGACACUCCUCAAGCCUCCAAUGGUUUCUUCGGAGGUCUCAAAGCACCAGCACCUGAGCAGUUCCAGAGCAGGGAGGACUUCCGUACAGCUUGGCUCACCCAUCGCAAGUUGGCCAGGUCCUGCCAUGACCUGGAUUCACUGGGUCAGAACCCAGGCUGGGGUCAAACUCAGCCAGUGGAAACAAACAUUGUCUGCCGUUUGGACAGCUCAGGAGGUGCAGUGCAGCUUCCGGACACCAACAUUAGCAUCCUUGUACCCGAGGGUCACGUGGCACCAGGGGACACGCAACAAAUCUCCAUGAAAGCUCUGCUCGACCCACCACUAGAGCUUAACAGUGACCGCUGCACCACUGUCAGCCCUGUGGUGGAAAUCAAGCUCAGCAACAUGGAGACUAAAACCGCCAUCACCCUGGAGAUGAAAGUGUCCAUCGUUGUGAAAAUGGAGAGCAGACAGACUACGGAAGUCUUAUGUGUGAGGAGUGAUUGUAAAGAGGGGCCUUACACCCCCAUCCCUCAAACAUACAUGUAUGGGGACACUGUUCAGGUGGGCCUGGAUAAUCUUGAGCCAUGCAUGUACAUAUGUGUAGUUGCCCAGGCCCAGUCUUUACUUGCUGAAUCCACAGUGUGGGAGCAUGUGGUUAAAAAGGUCACCAUAGGAGUUUAUGGUCCAAAACACAUCCACCCAUCCUUCAAAACUGUGGUGGCCAUGUUCGGCCAUGAAUGUGCUCCAAAGACCUUGUUGGUGAGCGAAGUCGGUAAACAGGCACAGUCUGCACCACCAGUUGUCCUGCAGCUUUGGGGUAAACACCAGUUUGUCUUGUCAAAACCUCAAGACCUCCAUGUUGGGGUUUACUCCAACAUGGCUAACUAUGAAGUAAAAGCCAGUGAGCAGGCAAGAGCAGUCCGGGGUUUCCAGGUUAAAUUAGGCAAAGUUAGCAGGCUGGUUUAUAUGAUUUCAACACGGAAUGAUGAAGAUGUUUCAGAUUUCACCCUAAGAAUUCAGGUCAAAGAUGACCAAGAUUGUAUAUUGGCUCAGUUUUGUGUCCAAACACCAACACCACCACCAAAAGCAGGCCCAAAGACAUCAGUGCAGCGGCGAUUCCUAAAAAAGAAGGAAGUGGGGAAAAUAGUUUUGUCUCCUCUCGCUGUUGCGACCAAAUACCCUGUUUUCCAGGACAGGAAGAUAAACAACCUAAAAUUUGGUAAAUUAAUCAAAACGGUAAUCAGGCAAAUGAAAAACCAGUACUUGCUUGAGUACAAAAAAGGAGACUUUGUAGCUAUCUUGAGUGAGGAGAAGAUCAAGCUGAAGGGCCAGUUGUGGACAAAAGAGUGGUACAUUGGGUAUUAUCAAGGGAAAAUAGGGCUCGUUCAUGCUAAAAACAUUCUAGUUGUUGGCAAAGUAAAGCCCAUUUACUUCAGUGGGCCUGACCUUACAACCUCAUCGUUACUGGAGCAAAUACUGAAACCCUGCAAGUUCCUCACGUACAUCUACGCUUCUGUAAGAACAAUACUGAUGGAGAACAUUGGCAACUGGCGAGUGUUUGCGGACGCUCUCGGAUACGUCAACUUGCCCCUGACACAUUUUUGCCGCACAGAGCUGGACAGCGAGCCAGAGAGGGUGGCGUCGGUCCUGGAGAGGCUAAAGGAAGACUGCAACAAUGCAGAGAGCAAAGAGAGGAAGUCCUUCCAGAAAGAACUCCUGACUGCUCUGUUGAAGAUGGACUGUCAGGGUCUCGUGGCCAGACUUGUUAUGGACUUUGUCCUCCUGACCACCGCCGUGGAGGUGGCCGGACGCUGGAGGGAGCUGGCCGAGAGACUGGUCAAGGUUUCCCGCCAGCAGAUGGAUGCUUAUGAAGCGCCGCACCGCGACAAGAAUGGCGUGGUGGACAGCGAGGCCAUGUGGAAGCCAGCGUACGACUUCCUGGUCACGUGGGCCGCUCAGAUCGGUGACAGCUACAGGGACGUGAUCCAGGAGCUCCACAUGGGCCUUGACAAGAUGAAGAGCCCCAUCACCAAACGCUGGAAGCACCUGACUGGCACGCUAAUCCUGGUCAACUGCCUGGACGUCCUGCGGAGCUCCGCCUUCAGCCCUGCCGCUCAAGAUGACUACGCCAUCUGAACUUAGUUUAAGCCUCCUUACGCUCCACGGUUUCCCACCUCAGUUCACUCUCCUCCGGAGCCUUGUUUCCUCCACUAGUUUGAAAUGCUGCACAUCAGCUGACUGCUCCUGAAUGCCACUACAGCUGUUGUAUGAUGUAUGUUCUGUUUGUUGUUCCCAGGAAGGAACCCAAAGAGACUGCUUCCAGGUUUACUCCAAACAACACAUGGUUCUUGCACAUUUAAGUAUUUUUUUACUCUAGUUAUGGCACAGCCUUUUUGUAAAGCAACACUUUAAAAGGUUUGGUUAAGAACUGUGGAUCAAACUGUAGAAACAUUUUUUUAAAGUAAAGAAAUACUUUUUAGAUGCUUGUUACAGUAGCCUCAUCAUGCUGUAUCUUUAUGUACAUGAAACAAUGGUUGGAUUUUUUUUGCUGUGGUCCUUUCAGAUAUUUCAGCACCAUUCUGUCUUGUUGGGAUCCUAGACUGAAGGAUGUUAGAUCAAGGUUCUUUAAGUAAUUUAUUCACUAAGCAUUUGCAGAAAUGUUUGACCCUGUUUAGGACUUUUCUCAAGGUUUUGUUUUUCAUGACAUUCUUUUGUGUUCUUUUAGAGAAAUUGGUUAAAAAUCAUGUUCCAAAAUUCUUUUUGACACUUUCUACAGUUUUCUGUCUACUUUUUCUGUUUCAUUGAAACCACCUUUGCUAGCAUCCAUUCAUUAAAAUAUCUCAGUUAAAUUACUUCUCUUUAUGCAGAGGAGUUUAAAUAAUGGCUGACUUAGCUCAAUGAAAAUGAACAGAUGUUGCUUUUAAAAGUAUUUCCCCUCCUUACAGAUUUCUAAGGUUUUUGGUUUUCUGUUGAACUUCUUAGGAAUGUUUUAAUUCAGUUACAUUGGGUGGUUCUUCAGCAUGAACAGCCUGUUUUAUAGGUCAAUCAGAUUCAAGUCCAGAGUUUGACUAGCCCACUAGAAAUGUUUAUUGUGCUUGUUAUGAGCCAUUCAGAGGUGAACCUGCUGGUGUGUGGACAACCUUGCAUAACCUAAAUGUGUUUGAGCUUUCCAGGUCACCAGACCUGCAAAGUAAUCCGGGUUCUGAGAGACAAAGAAGCCCCAAACCAUCAAACUACCACCACCAUGUUUAACUGUACUGAUGAUGUUCUUUUUCUGCAAUUCUGUGUUAGCUUGGCGCCAGAUGUAGCAGGAUGCACACCUUACAAGAAGUUCCACUGUUGUUUUCUACUUAUGCACACAUGAUAAUUAUCCUAUUAGAUCACAGAUCAUUGACCCCCACCUACUCCAAAUCAAACGAAAUUGGUCUCAAAUCUUUGUGCAGCAAAAUUGUAUUUGUGUGUAUUUGUGCCACUUUCAUUUUAUAAUAAGAUAUAAUUAAAAGUUUUGAUUUGAAGAAGUUGGGGGGGGCACAUCAUCACUCAUUAAGAACUUUUUACCAAACAUAUUUGGGGUCAUUAGGAUGUUUUUUGGCAAAUGUCUUUGUGUUCUUUUUGGUCAGAAGCCUUGGAAAUCACAAUUGGAUAAAAUAUUGUCGUGAACUCUGACCUUUCCUGAGGCCAGUAAAGUCUGCAGUGCUUUAUGAAUGAUCAAUGAGCUCUCUGAGUCAUUUUGGUUGGCUAGCCACUCACUGUGGUUCACUGGAGUUCCCAGGAGUUACCAAAAUGUUUUCAGACAGUCUGAUGUCAGUGGCCUUUUAUUCUUGCUUUGUGAGUAUUUUUUAGCCUACUACAUGUUGUCAGACAGGUUCUGUUUAUAUGCUGUUUUGAUUGUUCGGGUCUGGCAGUAAUCAUGCCUAAAUGUGGUGAGUGAAAUUAACAAAAAUAUGUGGCUAAUCAUAGUAAAUUCCUGAUUUAAUAAGAUAGGUGAUUACUUUUCACAUAUGGUCAGGUUAGUGUGGAGAGUUUAGUUCUUGUAGGAAAUGAAAUUGUCAUCUGAAAACUGCAUUUUGUAUUUACUCGGGUUAUCUUGUGUGAGAUAUGAAAACGUCUUUCGUGAUCUGAAAGUGUGACUAAAUUAUAGCAAAAACAGAAGAAAUCUGUAAGUGGGCAAAGACUUUCUCUUGACACUGAAUUCUGACUACUAAUUCCAAAAGACUUUGUUGUGGCUGUGUAAAACAUUACAACCAAAUAUAACGAACAAAAAUGGUCCGUUUUACAUCUACAAGGAGAAGAUACUAUGUGCCAGUAUACUACCGCAGCGGUGCUAAAGAAGGUUUUAUCUAAAGAUGCUGGUUUAUCACUGUUCUGCACAGUGUGUGAAGUAUUAUCCAUAAUUGUGCAACAUUCUUUGUACAAUCAGUUCCAACCUUCUUUAUCAGUUUGUUUAGUUUCUUCGAGUCUUUGCAUCUGCUGCCCUGACAGACGCCUGCAGUCACUCUGCUGUCCACAUUAACAGUUAUUUUGUAAAACAAACUGUUUUCUUGCAUUUGCACCUCUUAUUUGGUGAAAAUUAGACUUUCAAAAUCAUUGACAUCGUUGUAUACAAUAUACUGCCAAAAGUAUUUGUCUAAUUUUACAUGUACAUGAUUUUUUAUGACUUCCUUUUCUUAAUCUAUAACGUCCAGUUUGUUGAUGGACCCACCGUUGCCAGCAAUAGCAACUUUUAACUAUUCUGUAAACAUCUCCCACAUGAUUUAGGAGUGUGUUCAUAGUUGGAUCAGAAAAACAGAAUUGCAGCCUCCGUUCUGAUUCAUCCCACAGGUGUUUAGGAAGGUUGAGGUCAGGACUCUGCGCAGGUCAGUCAAGUUUCUCCACAUCAAACUUUAUAAACCGGCAGCCAUGACAGUGAUUGGAACACCAGAACUCAUUGAUUUGGUGGUGGGACCCAGUACUUUUGGCAGUAUAGUACAAAACAAUGACAUCAUACUUUGCUGGCCAAGAAACUUUGCCAUGUGUUGGGAAGAUUCUUUCAUGCGUUUUUUUGUUUUGGUUAAUGUUGCCUUCAUUGCCACCUCCUGGCAAGGAAUACUAAUUUCAGAAUUUACUUGAAUUUAGCCUUUAAUGUCCAGACAGAGAAUGUUUUUUCAAACAAAAGGAAAAAAUAAAGUUGUGUUGUCGAUACCUUACUACUAGAAGAUGGAGAACGUCUUCCCAUAACAUAAGCUUCCACAAGAAAGAGUUCUCUUGAUCUUUAUUGGCAUUUUACUAACAAAUGUAAACUGACAGCAAACACAUUGCUGCUUCAUAAAGUACAAAUUCCCAAAAUUGUGCAUUCAAAUUUUAGAAUAAAUGCACAGUAAAUUUAACAAACUAAAAUGACUACAGCUGACCAAGUGGUUAUUAAAAUAAAAUAAAAUAAAAUUGUCAAAAGACAUAUAGAAAUGUGAAAAAAUGUCCCACAGGUUUUGAAAACCAGUCCUGUCCCAGUUAGUUUUCUGAUCUAACGUAUCUGUGUGUUUUGUAAGUUGGUUCCUUUCCUCAGCUUUAAAACAAGCUGCACAUUUUUAACCAAAUCUAUUUGUACCUUGUACCUCUAUAUUUUGUACCUUGGCGUCUAUAAAAAGUAAAACGUUUUGAGCUCUAUUAGCCACCUUCCUUUCUGCCAUGGGACCCAACAACCUAUGGAUAUGAUAUAUUCUCAGAGCAGAAGGAUUUAUCUUCCCCCUGAUUUCCAUUGUUGUUAUCAAUGUAACAAAUGUUUUCCUCCUACUUCCUACGAACAUUUAAUGACACUUUCCUUCUACUCUCAUAAUAUGUAUUUUCAGUGAAGCUUUCCACAAACCAGAGAGCUCUCUGAUGCCUAAUAUUGAGACCACUGUUGUAAUGACACUGUCAAAGCUUCUGGCUGUUUUUUAGUGUUUCAGUAACAUAACCAUUGCUAUACCAGAAAUCUUUUUUGUGACUGCAGACUUUUGUGUUGAAGCAUCUGUAAAUAACUUGUAAAUAUUGGUGGGCUCCAUUUGGCAUUAAGUGCAUGCACUGGAGAGAAGCACACACUCAGGGGCAGCUUAUCUGCUGCAGAAGCAGUGGGUCACCAUGUUUCAUGUGUUAUCAGGGCUUUGUUUAUAGAAAGCAGAUGGAGGAUUCACAGCCUGAGAACGUGUGCAGUGGAGACUUGGAGGUCAGGAGAAACAAGCUGGUUGGUUGGGUUCUGAGGCAUGACCUCCAGCAAACUGCUUGCUUAUCUUCAAACAGCCCUCACCAGAUCAUGUGGGACAUUUAAUAGAUUAAACUUCAACUGCCUGAAAAUAAAGUUUAAAAUGACUAAUUACAUUUGUGUUAGACGUUAUCAACGGCACUGCUCCUCUGAAGAAAGAACCAACUGGAGCCUGUUCUUUCACUGAGAACUAGUUUAAAGGAGGAAAAUUUAGCUAUCAGUUCAAGAUGCACCAAUUAGAGAUUUUGUGACCAAAAUCCUGAUCAGCAGUUUUGUAAAACUUUGGCCUACUGAAACCAUUUUUCAGAUUUCCCUAAAAAAAAGUGCUGAUCAGCCUUUUACAUGUUUCCAUUGGUAUCUUGACAGUUUAUCCUUAUUGAUAAGCUCCAAGUCUUUACGGUUGGAAGACCACCUCCCAUCACCCUAAUGUUUAGCUACCUCCACGGAUUCUUUUUCAGAUUCAGGUCAGGAAUCUGUCUGGGCCACUGCUAAACAUUAAUAUUAUUUCCAGUCUUGACAAGACCAAAUCUGUCAGGGGUAUGAAUAGUUUUGGCCUUAAUUGUAUGGUCCAUUCACUUUUUUUGUGAUGUGAUUUUUAGUUCCAAUCAUCAGAUUAGUAUUUAAAACUGAUCAAGUGUACAAAUCAGCUUAUUCCAGUCAGCCGAUGAUUUUUCGGUGAACCUACAGAACCCGUGCAUCAGUAUGAGAGAAUCAGUUGAAAUAUGUUAACCUUUGUAGAAGGUGAAGAGAAGGCAAAAUGUUUGCUACUGGUAUAUCAAUACUUUGUACGGUUCCAGGUGAAAGCAAAAAGUUUCCCACUAAAAUCUUGGAAACAGUUAUCUGUUGCUUAGCAACAGGCUUUACAAAUCAUCAGGGGGACAAACCAAACCUAUCUAUCCACCUGUUCCAGAACAGCCUAGAACCCAGUCGGGUUCAGUGUACAAUACGACUUGUGGAACUAAUUUUCAGGUACAUUUUUGUUAAACUUGUGUAUCACUUAUGGCUGACUGUGUUUCAAUGUUGAAGAUUUUGCUAAAGUUGCUAACAUUAAGGAUGGGCUGAGAGAUUCUAGCGGGUGACAACCUUGAAUAAAAUAGCAAAAUUUUAAAAUGAAAUUAGACAAUUUUAAAAUGAUGUAUGACAGAAAAUACAAUGCCUUUUUGUCAUUCUGCUCUUUAUAAAAUACCGUAGGUAUAACAAGUCAAGAUUAGCAUGUUAGUAGUUAGGCUAUCUGCUCUGGUAGUCAGUCUGCAGUCAACUACUCAUCAGACAUGCCAUUAGUAGUUUACCGUGUUAUAUUUUCACAAAAGUUGACAUGAGAAUAAUGGGGAGGGGUGGGGGGUGCUCCUCUAAUUUUCAUGUCAUACCUGUCUGUUAUUUUUGCAACCUGAAAUAAUUUGUGUAAUUUAGUGCAUUUUGUGUAAUUUUUUUCCUGUAUGCAGCAACAGAUGAUCCAGAGCUUCUCGGGUAUCUCAGUGAAAGUACUUUAACACAUUUGACGUGUAUAAUAGAAAAUGUUAGUGGAACUUUUUAUCACUUUGGUAUAGCUUGAUACCAAGGUGAAACCAGACAAUUCAAAGUUUGUAAUGUGCCAUUUAGAUAGCAGGGCCUUGUUGUCUGUAUAUGAUUCUACUGUUCUACUGAUUAUGGAAACAGAAAGCCCAUGCUUCUUUAACUAGCUAUAUUUCACUGCUAAAUGUGUGCACAAAAUGUCAGCAUGUGUGUCCUUCUAACUGUGAAACUAGACAAUGGCAGGAUCUGCUCCUAAAAUAACUUCACCUAGUGUGUCUGCAUUGACACAGUUUGUCAACAUUAAAGUCUGGUCAUUCUUUU
Girardinichthys multiradiatus is the source of this 9238-nucleotide messenger RNA. Its product is annotated as SH3 domain-binding protein 4. Gene Ontology annotation, cellular component: cytoplasm. Gene Ontology annotation, molecular function: protein binding. The record is from RefSeq and is a predicted model, not a curated record. NCBI's taxonomy places the organism in Eukaryota, Metazoa, Chordata, Actinopteri, Cyprinodontiformes, Goodeidae. The transcript has 5 exons. The coding region runs from base 427 to 3324 and encodes 965 amino acids.